GGCACGGUCGGCGCCGGACAAGAGAAUCGCCGCUUUGGAGGCUCGAUUCGCGACUACAGUGGCCUAUAGAGAAGCCCGAGACCGGCGAGCGACAACUGCUGCAAAAACCGUUUGAGAGGAACUAUAAGGACCGAACCACUGAAAUAUGCUUUCCAAAACAAGCGACAUCAUUUAUCUGACUGUUUUCUUCUUGAGUUUUAAUUAAAGAUAUUUAUUGUUAUGCGCGGAUAUAACACACCAAAAAGAUGAUUGAGGACUUCAACCUGAGCAGGAGAGGCGAGCCUUCCACUAAAACAAACGCAAACGGAUUACACUACACAGGUUUCCUCUGAUUUCCGCUUGAUUUGGGAUUAUAUCGGCUGUUUUGUUUGGAAUGGAGGGUCGUGAUUUCUCCGCUCCGGCACACCUCCUCUCAGAGCGGGCCACUCUGGUGCACCGCGCCGCCUCUCGCAUCUCGUCCUCCGGCCACGGCUCUGUUCAACAUGCGCCUCAUUUUCCACCCGGGAAAUAUUAUCCUUCUCACUUACCGAUGGCGGCGCAUUCAGGCAGUGGUCUGAUGGGCAAUUCCUCAGCCUCCUUCAUGGGGACGUUCCUGGCCAGCAGUCUAGGCUCUCCUCCCUCACAUCCUCCACACUCUUCCAGACCUCCGUCCUCUCCCUCCUCUCCUCCUUAUCGUGGGGGUCCUCAUUCCAGCGCCUCUCAGAUCUGGUUCCCCCACUCACAUGAAGCAGUCCCAGGGUAUCCUCACUUCUCAGGGAGUCUAGCCCACACCUUUCUUCCCAUAAGCCAUUUGGAUCACCAUGCCAACAGCGGGGUCCUCUAUGGACAGCAUCGUUUUUAUGAUACACAAAAAGAGAACUUCUACUUAAGAAGCCUUCCGUCCCAGCCCCCACUCAUUUCAGCCAAUCACAACAUCCAGCCUAUGUCAAGGGCAGGAUCAGGACAACCCCAGGGCUCAUGUAGCAGGGACAGAGAUGCAGGAAGUGGAGUGAGCUUGCACAAGGGCCUUAAAGAGCCUAGCUUAGAGAGAGGAGUGGCUUCAGUUGCAAAAGAUAAAGACAGACCUAGUAACAAACAUGAUUCUAAAGAACGCCAUCACCACCAGCUACAUCAUCACUCUCAUCAAUCCCAGCUCCAUCAACAACACCCUGUCACCAUGGAGGAGAUGUCUAGCAGGGGACACAAAGCCUCUUUACCAAUGGAGUACAAGGAGCAUCCACAGAAUAUGGGAAAACCUCUUAGUGCCUGUCUGCUCAAUGGAAAGGUGAUAAAUGGGGAACAUGGGACUGGGCCAAAGGUCUCCAUGACUACUUAUGGUGUCGAUGGGGUGGGUAGAGCAAAUGUAGGGUCCAAUAAUGUUCAGAACAGACAUAUGGGUAGUGGCACUAACGGUCGCUGUGGUAAAGAGGCAAUAAGUGGGGAGAUGCGGAUCAGUGAACAGCAUUCAACAGACUGUCUGGAGCGAGGUCAGACACUGCAGCAUUCUCUGACCUACUCAGUACCUCCUCCUCUGCCCAUGGCCUCUGCUGCUGGAGGGGGGCAUCCUGGUGGAUUUCACUGUCUGCAGCUUCACCCUGGCCACCCCCAUCAUCCACAUCACAACCGGCACUCGCACCCUCACCCUGACUUUUUCUGCCCUCCACCACCAGCCCCUAUGGGCAAUACUUCCGUACAUGAUAAAGGGAUCAAUAGUGGUGGAUGCAGAGACCCCAAAGCAAACGGAGCCACAUUCGUUCCAUCUGUUAACCACCUUGGGGAGAAAACCAGAGGCCCCUUCCAGAUGGGCAGCUCAGAGUGCCAGGGGGUUGGGGGUGGAGGAAACAGUGUGAAGGACAAGACCAUGGAAAAAAAUGGCAAUGGGGGACAUCAUGGUAACUGGCCUAGAAAACAACAACAACAGCAGGCUCCAACUCAGCAGCAACAUCCAUAUAGAAAAGCUGAAAAGGCCCCUGACUGGAUGCAUAACCACAACCACCACCAUCACAUACAGCAACAACAGCAGCAGCAGCAGAGCCAUUCCCAGCAACACCAGUCUGUGCGCUCCCGCAGCGCUGAUUGCAUCAACAGCAUGGAAACAGACAUUUUCAGAUCUACGCUAAGUCAAGAGACAAAGGCUGUACAUCCUUUACCAAACCAAACCAACCCCAAUUCCCAACCUUACAGGGAUUGCUCACACUCUGGACCUCCAACCAUUCCCUCACCUCUGGCGGGGAAAACCAUGCCUCAGCACACAGGUGGAGGAGGACAUGGAAGCUGCUCUAUGCAGCGAGAUGGACAGAAAGUUGCCCGUAUUCGUCACCAACAGCACAGCAGGGCUGGCCCAGACACCCCUGGUGCAGACAUGGCGCAGGCUAAUGGGAACCAGGAGAUGAAGCAGAAGAUGGAAAUGUCUCCUUAUGGCUAUAACAACAAUGCACAGCAUCACCCACAUCAGCAGCCAUCAGUGCCACCUUGGGUCAUGCAACCUCAUCACAUCCACCCUGAAGAAAAUCAGCACAAAGCUUACAUGGAACCUAACAGUGGAGCUGCCAAUAACAGACCGCCCACACAACAGCAGCACCAAACAGCAGGAAUGGGUCCCCCUCCUCCUCCCCUUCAUCCAGCUCCUCCUCAAAACCAGCAGGAGGUCACAGGCUCACAGGGGGAGAAUAGUGCCAUGAAGAACCUUCUGAAGUACAGCAACCAGCAGUCUCUCCCCCUGUCACAGAAAAGCCCAUUUGGAGGACUUGGAAGCCUCAAAACCGGGCCAAAUGGCUGCUCUCUUCAGGGAGGCAAGCAGACCCUACCCUCCAGGAAAGUCCAAAGCCAUGAAAGUGAGCGAGGUGAUUAUGGGGGACGGGGCCGAGAGAUGGGAGAGGCCCAACAUCUAGAGGGGGAGGUUCGACAGCCUCCAGUAGGGAUUGCAGUUGCUGUGGCAAGACAGAAGGAUCCUCCAUGCCAAGCAUCAGGCAGUCAUCCCAGCAGCCGACAGGGGCGGGUGCACUCCACCAUGAAAGGCACUCCACGCUCUGUGUAUCCUUCCGAUUUACCAGGAGAGGAGGAAAGGAAAAGGACAAGUAUAGAGCACAUGGGCCACCGGUGCAUAGAAAGGGAACGGGAUGCGUAUAUCAGGGAUAACAAGGAAAGGGUAGAAUUUGCACACAUCCAUCCCUCUAAUAGUUGCCAUGGUGACCUCACCUCUCAUAUCAUGGUGCCAGGUGGCACUUCAAUGCAGUCUGGCCAAUUAGGAGACCCGGCUUCACAUUCACACUCUGCUCACCACCACUGGAUGCCACGCACAGGAAGUCCCUCCCUCUGGAUGACGGGUCACUCAUAUGGUAUUGGCCACACAGCGCUGCAUCAAAAUCUCCCCCCUGGGUUUUCUGCAGCUAUGCCUGCCCCUCUUCAGCCAGUUCUUCCCCUGCCCCAGGACCCUUCCACCCAACUGGUAGUGCUGCCCAGUGAGCCAGCCACUCACCCAUCUACUCACAUUGAUGUGAUGGAGCAGCCUGGUCUGUGGCCCCCAGUCUACAGGGCCCGAGGGGCCCACUCCCACAUGCAGCAUCCUUCUGUGUAUCCUCGCUCACAGUUUCUACGGCAACAGGAGCUUUAUGCUCUACAGCAACACCAGCAGCUGCAGCAUCAGCAACACCCCAGCCAUCACACACCACCACCUCAAACCCACAGAGCCGCAAACAAUACAGAGCUACAGCAGAGAGACACAGCUGACCAUAGCCAGGUACAAAAGAAAUCAGAAGAGCAGAGCAUGGAGCUAGAAGACAUCCUGUCUGAGUCCAGGACCCCCAAACCCCCUAAGUGCUAUGCCUAUGGCCCGUCCAGCCGUGUCUCCUCACCUGCAAGGGGCUCUACUGCCCACUUGUCACCCUGCUGCCAGUCCCCUUGUAUGCGGCCUCACCCUAAAAGUACACCCUCUACACCCUGCCCUGCCCCAAGCCCAGUUGCCGUGACACCCCGGUCACCAGCUAUCAGCCCAUCCCCAUCACAGCGACUCAAAACUGUGGAGUCCCAGGAAAAGAGGGUGGAAGGGCAGCCACCACAGGACUAUCCUCAAUCCAUGGAGCCUGAUUUGCCACCUGGAUAUACCUAUCCAGAUAUCAACAUGGGAUAUAGGAAUGGCCCCACGACUCAAGACGUACAGCUGGCUGAGCCUGCUGAUCUGGAGCCUGUUCGGUCUGAAGCUGUUGAACACAGUUCUCCAACUCUUUCCAGUUUGGGAGAGGGCCUAGAAUGUCAUGCAAUGGUGAGGCCACUCCAAGAGCCACAAGCGCCAACAAUGGAAGUUGAUGCCACUAGCCUGGUAGAGGAACAACAAGAGGGUGUGUUUGUGCAAGGGGAAGAUGUGGAGACAGUCAUAGCCUUGGGAUGCUGUGAGCCUGUAGAGGCUAAUCAGGAAAAGGAUCAUGCAGAGAUCAUUUGUGUGCCUGAUGAAGUUCCAGGUUGUGAAGUAGGACAGUUACCUACUCUGUCGUCUGAGGAAGUCAUCCAUGAAGAAGAACCAAUUGUUAGCUUUGAAGAAAAAGGGGGCAAAGAUAUACCUCCUCAAGAGACUGAAGGCAUUGAAACGUUAAAUGAUCUGGUACCUCCAUUAACACAAAAACCAUGUGCCUCUGAUUGUUCACCCACAACCCAAGAAGAGGAUGCAGUGAUUGGUGAGGAAGAUCAAGAGUCAAACUGUAAAAUGGUUACACCAUCAACAUCGAAUACCUGUUCCCAGAGUCUCACAUCAAGCUACUGGAGUUUGGAGCUUCUGAUUGCUGCAGCCUUCUGUGGUGACUGUCCUCCUCCCUCUCCACCCUCCUCCUACCAAUCUCAAAAGUCUUGUGGUCCACUGAACUCCACAUAUCACGGCAUGGAGUUGCUGAGUGAACUAGCUGAUCUGGAACUGCAACGGUACCACCAAAGUUGCAGUAAAACUCAAGAAGAAGAUCAAUGGAUUUUUGACCUUCAGAGCCUUGCUACUUUGGCAGCAGCACGUGCCCUUGAAUUGGGUUCACAGGAGAGCAUCACCACAGAUGAGAAGCAGUAUCCUGCUCGAAGAACUCUCAACUUACGUCGAAAAUGCAGUUGGACACCUCGCCAUGAACCGGUAUGUCCAGUGAAAGGUACCAUGGACAGUAUGGAUGGACAGGAGUUGGAGAUGCGUGUGAGGCUUGCAGAGCUGCAACAACGUUACAAAGAGAAGCAGAAAGAGCUCGCCAAACUUCAGAGGAAGCAUGAUCACCAGAAAGAGGAGACUCCUCGAAGUCCAGCGCGUCGAGGGCCUGGUAGGCCACGCAAACGAAAAUCAGUGCCUGGUCUUAGCUCAGGAGCCCUUACUGAACCCCAGAAAAAAGUAAAGUUGGUGGGGGCGGGGCUAAGUCCACUAGCAGAGGAGCGCGGAGACUCUCAGAAAAAGAGGAAAAAAUUGUCCAAUCGAGGCUUUAGCCGUCUGAGCUCUGCACAGAUGAAAUCACAGUGUUAUCGGAAGAACAGCACCAUAGAUCAGCAAAUAACACAACUCAAGCAGAGGGUCCCAGGUGGACAACAUACAUCUGGAACUGCGUCAAGAGACCCAGAGUUUUCCACGGGAUCUAAGAGCCUGUACUCUGGCCACAGCGGCUCUAAAAGAGACUCGGCACAGCUUAGCACAGCCAAUGAGUCUGAGAGCCUCAGCGACACAGCCACAAGUGGAGAUAGUGGGACACAGGAGAGCUGGAAGCGGCACGAAUCUGUGGCAGGAAAACGGGAAAAGAAGAAAAGUCCAGGAACAGCAGCUUGUUUGCAGCAGCCAGGGGUCAGGAUCCCGCAGGGCAGGAGACAGGAGGUGGACGAGGAUGGGGAGACAUCACCCUUAGAAAGCGAGUCCUCUGAGCAAGAGGAAGAAGAGGAGGAGGGCAGUUAUGGCAGUGAGGAAGGCCAAGACGUCAAAGCUCCAGCGUUCAGAGAUCUGCCUUUCAACCCGACUGUUACAGGCCCCUCCCCGUUCUCUGUAGUCAAACUAGAAGCCAAUCAAAAGGCAAAGAUUAAGCGAGAACGACAAGAACUUUACGGAUCUCAGUUUCAUGCUGUAACAGAGGGAGAUGUGAAGGUGAAACAACGCACCCCCUGUAGAUCAAUUCCCAUGACUGUCUCCAAACCUCCAAGUGCCAGAAGACGACCAGGCAGGCCACGACUACAGGACAAACGCUGGUCGGGAAUGGCAGGAAGGCCCGGUCAUUAUAGGAAGAGUAGCAGCCUGAUUCCAUUUCCCAGCAGCAGCAGCGAGAGACUGAAGAGAGCCACUCGGAAGACCUCCAUGCUGAGAGCCACGAGGAGAAGUUACUGGUCAACUAAAGCCCAGUCUCCAGACAGUGAUGAUAACGGCAGUACUCGGAGAACCAGACUUCGAGAGUCUAAAGGUCGAGCGGUCAGCCGUCUGAUGGAGAGUUUUGCAGCAGACGAGGGCUUUCACCUGGGUGAGGACAGCAGCUUCUCAGAGGAGGAUGAGGAGAGAAAGGUGUCAGCAAGCUGCAGAAUUGCUCCAGCUCCUCCAAACUGUGUUCUGACCAAAGAGCUCCUGACCGAUGGACUCAAGAUUCUGAUCUCGAAAGAAGAUGAACUUUUAUAUGCUGCUCGAGUGCAACCUCUGGAGUCACCUGAUGUCUACAGCAUUGUUAUCGACGGGGAGAGAGGAAACCGGCCCAGAGUCUACUCCCUGGAGCAGCUCCUGCAGGAAGCCGUACUGGAUGUACGCCCUGACACCGAGAUUGUGCUAACAGAAGGGACAAGAGUGUGUGCCUAUUGGAGUGAACGCUCUCGUUGUCUAUACCCGGGAUAUGUGCGAAGGGGUGGUGAUGAAAGUAAGCCUGGUGGAGUAAUGGUGGAGUUUGAUGAUGGAGAUAGAGGGUGGAUUUCCCUCUCCAAUAUUCGCUUCCUUCCUCCCGGGUACCAAAUCCAAUGCACUGAGUCAAGUCCUGCACUCAUCCCUGAGGUACACCGGAGUAAAAAUAGCUCUGAGCAAGAAAGCAGGACUGUGAGUGAGAAGAUGGCAAGGGCAGACAGGUUUAAAUCUCAGGAGAAGACUGUCAGAAGGCCAGGAAGACCUAAAGGUUCUGGGCUAAAGAAGUCUCUCUCAGACACUGUAGCCAAGAGCUCAGCAUCUGCUCUGACAUGGCCAUCAGUCGCUGCACCCAGGAAGAGAAUGCCUGUUAACAUUUUCCAGCUCAAUGGCUCAGCCUCGAAGAAGACCUUGAAAAGCAGAGUGGUGGAAAUAUCCUCUCGACCUUCAGUAUCCAUGACCACACCAACCAAAGGCCUCUUCAGCAGUAGCUCUUUUGAAGUGGACUCAUUCAGCAGCAUAGCUAACGGUUAUUCAUCCUUUGGCAGCCAGACAUCUGGCAUUUCACUGGAGGGCAAGAACACCUCUUAUAGUCAAAAGAAGAAGGCAGAGGAGUCAGCACCACCUCGGGGCAGGAAAGCAGAAUUUCUAGUCAAACUGGAUCAUGAAGGUGUAACAUCUCCGAAGACCAAGAACAGUAAGGCUCUCCUGUUGCUGGGAGCCUCAGGUUUUGGCUCCAGUGGGGUGGGUAGUCUACCCAGGGCAGAAGUUUAUUCACAUCCAGUUCUACUGGUGAAGGACAACAGAAAAGGAGAUGGCUCACGAGCAGAGCUCUUACUGAAAAGGACAUCAGUCCAGAAGAAAACCUCAUCAUCACUGCACUUAAAUGAGUAUGGAGACUUAAACCUUGGUUGCCACAGAGACUGCCAGAGCUCCUACUCAGAUAUGGAUGAGGAAGAGGUGGAGAUGAGGACAGACAGCAAUGCACUUGCUUCUGCCUCCGGGGGUUUAAGGACAGCUGGGCAAUUUCUCUCUCGUAUUUCAGUUUCCUCGUCUUCCUCAGGUUCUUCCAGCUCCUCCAGCUCAGGCUCUCUCUCAAGUUCUAGUCUAUGCUCUUCUGACAAUGACUCCUCUUACAGCUCAGAAGAUGAGGAAAGCUCCACGCUGCUUCUCCAGAGCUGCAUGACUCCUCAUCACUCUAUGCUCCAGACCACUGAAGCACCUGUGGGCUCCUCACGGCACACUUUUGUGGCCAAAGCUGUGGCUGUGUCCAGUGCCAAAGGAGGGCAAAGCAAUCACAAUACAGGCAGCAAGCAACUGAAGAGAAAAGAGUGUGCCAGUUCACUUUCCAAACCCUCUAAAGAUCUAGUUAAGAGGCAACGGCUUCUAGCAGAUCAGACCAAGCCCAGAGUGUCUCCAAUCCUGCAAUCUAGACAACUGUGGAGGUGGUCUGGAAACCCUACACAACGCCGUGGACUUAAGGGAAAGGCCCGGAAGCUGUUCUACAAAGCCAUAGUACGUGGCAAGGACAUCGUGCGAGUGGGAGACUGUGCUGUGUUCCUUUCAACUGGACACCCUCCCCUCCCAUUGAUCGGCCGGAUAGAGAGUUUCUGGGAAUCAUGGCAGAACAGUAUGGUUGUGAAGGUCAAGUGGUUCUACCACCCUGAAGAGACCAAGCUUGGCAAAAGACAUCGUGAUGGCAAACAUGCUCUGUACCAGUCAUGCCAUGAAGAUGAAAACGACGUCCAGACAAUCUCUCAUAAGUGCCAGGUGGUCACCUGUGAGGAAUAUGAGCGACUGACCCGCAACAGGAAGUCUGACGGGAACUAUCAUGACCUGUACUAUCUGGCCGGCACUUACGACCCCACCAGUGGCCAGCUACUCACUGCAGAUGGGAUGUCCAUACUCUGUUAGCACUGGACUUGCGUGUCUGUGUAUACUACUGAGUUGCUGUCUUUGGUCCAAAGUCAGAGAUGUAGCUUUGACGGAGGACCAGGAGGCAGACUACUACCCUCAUCCCAAUAAACUGUCUACUCUGGAGGGAGACUCCUGCAUGCUUCUACUACAGUAGAUGCAGCUUGUCCGAAUUAGUCCAAAUUCUCUAUGGACAGCUUGUGGAUCUUAAUUUCUAUGAACCGUUGUCUUGACCUUUGAUCACCAAAGCAAAGCUCUUGGUUUGGGGAACAUGGCGGAUGACUAUGAAGACUUGAGCCAUGUUGUAGUCUGCGGUGUGUGUGGUGCACUCUCCGUACGUCACUUUCAUGAUUCCAGGGAUAUUUAAGUAAGCAUAGAAAUAAAUAAAUAUAUAUUAAUUUCAUUUAUGUAUAUAUAGGGAAAUAUUUCCUAUCAAGCCAUACACUUAAGUACCUCUUAACAUGUCUUUUUAUUCAGGUGUAUAUUGUACAGGACAGGUCGCUUGUGGGGUUUUGUGUGUUUGUGUGUGUUAUUUUUGUCUAUAUGUAAAUAUUUGAGGCUAUUUUAUAAUGUACUGUACAGAGGCUUAUCUUAAAACCAUGUUUUAAUCGAUUGAUUUAUUUUUGUAUAAGUGGGUAAUAUAAUAGUUGUUGUUUUUCUGUGAGAGGGUGGACUGAUGAUGUAUGCAUUGCACUGCACACGGCCUGCUGAUACAGUGAUAGAGGAGUCGUCCCGGUCCUAUUUUCUCCUUCAGAGACAGGGGUACACUUUAUCAGCUGCACUUUGGGCAUUUGUUCCUCUAAUGUCUUACUCCAGUUUUUUUUGUUGCUCAUGUUUGCAGACUCAAAACACUUUAACGCUGCAUCAAAGGGAAAACAAUUGACACUUUAAAAUUAUUCGAUUUGAAAUCAGUGGUCUACAAGUAAUGAGAGUCUACAAAUAAUGAGAGUAGAAAGGGAGAAUCUCAUAAAGAAAUGUCCAACUUAUUACUAACACAAACCCCGGUUUUAUGACCAUUUAAACUGAUGCAUAGCAACAUUAAGCACAUUUCCCCCUCUCUCAUUGCUGUAAUGCGGGAAAUGUGUUACUUCCCAGUAAAAUAAUACAGCAAUGAAAAUCAAAAAGACCGUUUGGACCACACUGACUUUUUUUUUGUGAGAUUCGCCCAAAAUACUGGUAUAUAAUACCAGAAGAACCUGAUUCCAACAUGUGUUAUUACUGUAUCUGAUGCAUUUAUUUUGUUCUCAAAUGCAUCCUGCACUGUAUUUCCAUGUUUCUUUGCCUUUCAGCAAAGUUUUCACCACAUUUUCAAUCUUACCACCCAUCAAAAUGGGCUUUUUUUUUGUUGGUGGUGAAAUACACCUGAAUCUUUAUCUUAGUAUCCGAGGGUCAGGGCACUAAAGGCAAGGGAUUGUUAGAGCACUAGGCACAGUUGGAGUUCAUACACUGAAAAAAAAUUAUUCACUGGAUUGACAAUCUUUAAGGGUAAGUGGUUGCAAACUUUUUUUAUGGGCUAAAUUAAAUUAAAUGUAGUCUUUUUUUAACUCAAUUUGUUAAAAUUCACCCCAUACAAAUUGUUUGCAACCACUUACCUUUAAAAUACAAUCCAAUGAAUGAUUUUUUUAAGUGUAGAGAAGUUGGCGUACAGUCAGCCGGUUCUCCGUGCACUCAUUUUUCACUGUGAGGGACAAUCGCAUUCAUGCAUGAAGGAGCAAACAUCCACUGUUUGAAAGGCUCACACAAUCACAACAUUCUUCUUUUGUGCCAAAAAUAGUCAUUUCUGAUUAUGCAAUCUUCACUGUGUUGGACAAGUGUUAUUUUAUUUUGUUUGUUGUGUUGUCGUUCUAUCAUUAGUGCUUAUUUAUUUGUCAGUGUUACUGUUUCAUUACAAAACCAAUGGAUGGUGUUAAAUGUCUUAUUUGCUGGGAUCUCUUUGACCCAAAAGUGUCGAACUAAUGUGCAUGUGGCUUGAGCUACAGUCAGACCUUCACCUUUUGCCGCCCCCAUUAACAACUGCUCCAGCCCCCCAGGGGAAGUGACGUCAUCACCGACCCCUCAGUUUCCUGACCGUUUACCCCCGUCCAUUCUUUCACCUUUACAAACUUCCAGAAUUUCCCCUUUUGAACCACUUUGGCCUUGUGAUUUGCUUAUGGAGCCUGAGAGAGAUGUAUAUGUUUGGCUUACUCCAGUGUGUACUGCACACAGUAUGCAUGCUUUUCUAUUACAUUUGCCAAAAUGUGACCACAGAAUAUCGAAGCCCACAACAAAAUACACUCGAGCUGAUUUUCCAUCUUUAGGUGUGCUGACCAACCAGAAGCAUCAACUCUCUCUCUCUCUAUCUUUUUUUCUUGACUCGUUAUAUGAUCAAAAUGCCAAAUGUGAAUUUUAAGAUAAUAACCUGCUGAAUUAAACAAGUACUAUUUAACAAAAAUAGUAAACAGUCCUGCAUAUGUAUUUUGUGAAGUACUAACCCAGCAGACACACAACGUCAUAAGACAUUAAUAUUAGGUUAGAUUUGGGUUACCACAGUCCAAGGACAAUGUUAUGUUGAUGUCCAAUAAUGACGUGAAACAACGUUGAUAUUUGGACGUUGUGUUGUAAAGUGACCAAAAUCCAUCAUCGAGCCAACAUCUUAAACCAACGCAUAUUGACGUCAAAUACUGACAUUUAUUCGCCAGGUAUGGCAACCAAUAUCCAACGUCUGAUAGACGUCAUAUUGGUAACGUCCACACAACGUCAAUAUUAGGUAAGAUUUGGGUAGCCUAAGGCUAAGGACAAUGUUAAUUUGACGUCCAAUAACGGUGUGAAACAGAGCUGAUAUUUGGUUGUUUUUAGGUUGUGUUGGAAAGUGACCAAAAUCCAACGUUGAGCCAACAUCUUAAUCCAACGUCAUAUUGACAUCAAAUACUGACAUUUAUCGUCAGGUAUGGCAAACAAUAUCCAACGUCUGAUAGACGUUAUAGUGGUAUUGUCUGUACAUCAAGCUAUAACAUCAUUAGACGUUAUUAUUUGGUUGUAUUUAGGUUGUAUUUAGGUAAGUAACCAAAAUGCAACAUCUGUUUGACGUUGGACAUUGAUGUCGGCCUGACUUUGCAUUUUGACAUCAACCUGAUUUUAAUUUCUAAACAAAAUGCAAUGUCCCACGGCGUUGGGGUACAGCGUCAAUCUGACAUCAUUUUGACGUCCUGUGCCUGCUGGGAAGCUAGUAUUUCAUUCAUAGCCUGUGCGUAUUUUGACAUCAUACUACUACCAAUGUGACUAAUGUAUUAGGAUUAGAUUUGUUUAAAGAAAAAUCUCAUGUAAUCAGAACAAGGUUUAUACAAAAAGGUCUGUGUGCGUGAGUGUGUGUAUGUGUGCCUUUUUGUACUCUGCCUUUAUGUUUGACUGUUUUGACACGUGUGGGCACUGGAUAGAGAUGUGAAUGUACUUGGCAUACGUUAAGCAUGCGUAUUAUCUAAGGACCUGUCUGUAAAUCGCACAGCUCUAAUUGUUACACGCAGAUUCAGAGUUGCUGUUGGUUACGAUCUCCUUUAAAAUCGAGAGAAACUUUGCUAACGUUCCCAAAUGAAGGUCAAAGGUAUUCUGUUGCAGAGGGAACAAGGAUAUUCAGGUCAGCACGUCUGAUAUGUUACAAGAGCAGGUCACUUGUUCAUGGCAAAAGUGCAAUACUACUUUGGCUAAAUAUCUGAACGGCACUCAAAGCAUUUCAAAGCUUUUUUUGCAAAGGCUGGUGGGUGGUAGGAAGUGAUAAGGAGGACGCAGGAACGUCUGUCCUAUUAAGCAGCUUUCUUUAAACGCCACAAGGCAUAUACUUAAUAUUCCGCUUCUCCAAGAAUCUCUGAUAAAUAUGUUUUAACUUUGUUAAAGGAAAAUGUAUAUCUUUAUAUCUGUUUAUUUUGUUCCAUUGUAAUUGUUUUCUGUCUUUGCUUUCAAUUUUGUAAAGAUGUACAUGUGUAAAGUAAGGUUUGAUUUUGGGGUAAACAUUUUACAAAAAAAAAAAGAGAAAAAAAGAAAAGAAAACUUUAUGAGUACAAACUGUCAGUGUGGUUUAGUAUUACAAGUUUUUUAUAGAGGGCUUAUGAAUAAAUAUCACAUUUAAAAAAAUAAA
Danio aesculapii is the source of this 12818-nucleotide messenger RNA. Its product is annotated as BAH and coiled-coil domain-containing protein 1. The record is from RefSeq and is a predicted model, not a curated record. Gene Ontology annotation, molecular function: chromatin binding. Bases 374 to 8710 code for a protein of 2778 amino acids. The transcript has 29 exons. Lineage: Eukaryota; Metazoa; Chordata; Actinopteri; Cypriniformes; Danionidae.